UAACAGACUUCUUACUGGGACCGGCAGAGUUGUUUACUGCGAUAUUUCGAAAACACGAGGUUUCUGGAGAUUGAAGGGAACAUAUGAUGCAACGUUGGUCGUGGAAUCAGUCAUAAGCACAGUCGUUUAAUUCGUUCACAGAUUCUCGACAUUCCUUGGAAGAUCUCAAGCAUAGACGUCAUAAAAUUUCGACAACUCUGACAGUCUGACGGACACGUGCGAAGCUUAUUUUAUUUUUACGCUACAAAAACUGCGUGACAGAACGCGGUGCGACGUCGUCAGGUACGCUAAUGUUCCUAGAGAAACUCUAACGCAAACUCAAGAUGCUACCCAUUCGACAUGUUCUACGUCUUUGUGCACGUAUAGUUUGCACUCGGCAUGUAGCAUAUUGUCAUGCUCCAGUUUUACGCGAACCGAGCAGCAUUGGAACAUUCCAUCAAGUGCGAUUUACUCACGAGGACAGUGGCACUCGCAUAGAAUUAGGCAAAUUAAAGGGGAAGCUGAAGCUAAUGUUUACAUGCAAGAAAUGCCAAACGAGAACAAGCAAGCUGAUAUCGAAGCUGGCUUAUAAUAAAGGAGUAGUAAUAGUGAGAUGCGAAGGUUGCAAGAACAAUCAUCUUAUUGCCGAUAAUUUAGGAUGGUUCUCAGAAAUCAGUACAAGAACAAACAUCGAAAGAAUCAUGGAACUGAAAGGGGAGACUGUGCGAAAGGUAAUGAAUGAUGAGGAUGGCUAUUACGAAGCUGUUUUGAAGGAGAAGUUCAAGUCACAGAAUGAGGAUACUGAUGAAAUAAAAUCAGACAACGAAUGUUCUGAUAAAAUUAAAAUAAUUGACAAAUCACAGGGAAGUUAAAAUUCCUUUUGAAUGCUAGCCCUUGUCCUACAAACAAAAGUAGAAUGUAAGUGUAGGCAAGUGCAAAAUGUUCUGUUAUAAAUUUAUUGCGUAAUUGGUUUGUUUAUAAUCUGUAACAUUAAUAAAUACAGCCACAAAACGUAUGCAAGUUUUAUAAAUGCAGAAUACGCUGAAAAACCAUAUUUAUGUUUAGGUGAAUUAUAGUCGUGCUGGUUGGAACAUCAUUUUAAAACGACAAAAUUCAUGUGUAGAUUCAGGGCCCGUUCCGUUUCACGCAUGAUGUGCAUAAUGCAUCAUUUAUUUAACCUUAUUUAACAUUCGGUGAAUAACAAGGAUAAAAGAUGCAUCAUGCGCAUCAUGUGUGAAACAGAACGCAGCCUCAAUUUACUGUUUUUUUUUUACAUUAUUGGUAUCUGAAAAACAAAAGAAGUAGAAGAUUACACAUGUAAGAAUUAACCUUACGCAUGUAUAUAGUUUUUUAAAUAU
Messenger RNA from Trachymyrmex cornetzi, 1337 nucleotides. Its product is annotated as DNL-type zinc finger protein. Gene Ontology annotation, molecular function: protein-folding chaperone binding; zinc ion binding. The transcript is spliced from 2 exons. Gene Ontology annotation, cellular component: mitochondrion. The record is from RefSeq and is a predicted model, not a curated record. Lineage: Eukaryota; Metazoa; Arthropoda; Insecta; Hymenoptera; Formicidae. Gene Ontology annotation, biological process: protein folding; protein stabilization; protein import into mitochondrial matrix. Bases 324 to 851 code for a protein of 175 amino acids.